Trichoderma aggressivum f. europaeum is the source of this 1506-nucleotide messenger RNA. Its product is annotated as CAZyme family GT57. Gene Ontology annotation, biological process: protein N-linked glycosylation. Gene Ontology annotation, cellular component: endoplasmic reticulum membrane. NCBI's taxonomy places the organism in Eukaryota, Fungi, Ascomycota, Sordariomycetes, Hypocreales, Hypocreaceae. The coding region runs from base 1 to 1506 and encodes 501 amino acids. The transcript is spliced from 3 exons. Gene Ontology annotation, molecular function: dolichyl pyrophosphate Glc1Man9GlcNAc2 alpha-1,3-glucosyltransferase activity. The record is from RefSeq and is a predicted model, not a curated record.
AUGGCAGAGUCGUUUCCUACGCUGACACAAUGCGCGCUGGUGGCCGCCGCAUUCAAGGUGCUCCUGUUCCCGGCCUACAAGUCGACCGACUUCGAGGUUCACCGCAACUGGCUGGCCAUCACCAACAGCCUUCCUCUGUCCGAAUGGUACUACGAACAGACUUCGGAAUGGACUCUCGACUACCCGCCCUUCUUCGCCUACUUUGAGUGGCUGCUCGCCCACGUCGCUCGCCUGGUAGAUCCGGCCAUGGUGCGGGUAUACAAUCUUGGAUACGAUAGCUGGGAGACGGUCUACUUCCAGAGGUUCUCCGUCGUCAUCACGGAGCUUCUCUUGGUCUACGCCCUGCAGAUGUUUAUCGACUCGUCGCCUCUGCAGUCCAAGAGGGCUGCCCAGGUCGCCGCGCUGUCCGUCGUCUUGUCGCCCGGGCUGCUCAUCAUCGACCACAUCCAUUUCCAGUACAAUGGAUUCAUGUACGGAAUCCUCGUCGUGUCGCUGGUGCUGGCGCGGUGCAAGUCGACGCUGCUGCAGAGCGGCCUCGUCUUUGGGGCGCUCCUCUGCUUCAAGCACAUCUACCUCUAUCUGGCGCCGGCCUACUUUGUCUUUCUCUUGAGGGCGUACUGCCUGUCGGCGAGAUCCGUCUUCCAGAUCAAGUUUCUCCACUGCGUCAAGCUUGGCCUCGGGCUUGCGGGGAUAUUCGGGGCUGCUUUUGCACCCUUUGCCCUGAUGGAGCAGAUCCCCCAGCUCCUUGGCCGACUGUUUCCCUUUUCACGUGGGUUGUGCCAUGCUUACUGGGCGCCAAAUGUUUGGGCACUCUAUUCGUUGGCCGACCGCGUCUUGAUUCACUUCGCGCCAAAGCUGGGUCUUCCGCUCAAGACUGAGGCUCUGAACAGCGUCACUCGUGGCUUGGUUGGCGACACGGCCUUUGCGGUCCUGCCCGAGAUCACCCCUCGCAUGUGCUUUGCCUUGACGCUCUUUUUCCAAGUCCUUCCCCUGAUCAAGCUCUUCAAACGGCCCACGUGGGAAAACUUUAUAGGAGCAGUGACGCUGUGCGGAUAUGCCUCGUUCCUCUUUGGCUGGCACGUGCAUGAAAAGGCCAUUCUGCUGGUCAUCAUCCCCUUCAGUUUGAUCGCCCUCAGGGAUCGACGACACCUCAGCGCAUUUCGGCCGCUCAUCGUCGCGGGUCACGUGUCGCUGUUCCCGUUGAUCUUCACACCCGCCGAGUUCCCCAUCAAGACGAUCUACACCGUCUUCUGGCUAGUCUUGUUCCUGACGUCGCUGGACCGCAUGGCGCCGGCGUCCAACCAGCCCAGAGUCUUCCUUUUGGAUCGGUUCAGCACGCUUUACAUUGCGGUGAGCAUCCCGCUCAUUGCAUACACGUCCCUCUUCCACCAGGUUAUAUUUGGGAGCCGGCUUGAGUUUCUCCCCUUGAUGUUUACGAGCUCCUACACCGCGAUCGGCGUAGUUGGCAGCUGGGUCGGAUACAUGGUUGUGUACUAUACAUGCUAG